ACUCGAAUCCCCACAGUGUCUGUGACUCCCGCUUGUCAUUACAGAGCCCAGUGCACACUGCAGGAUCCAGAGCUGCUCUCAGGGGCACUGAUAGAUGUGGCCAAACACCUGGGCAACCUGAAGUUCAGAGUCUGGGAGAAGAUGCUGGAGACGGUGCAGUACACCCCUGUGAUUCUGGAUCCCAACACUAUGUCCCCCUGGAUCUGUCUGUCAGAUGAUCUGACUUGUGUGAGGCUCACUGAAGUUGAACAACAGAUUCCUGAAAACCCUGAGAGGUUUUCCCGUGCCGUAAGGAUAUUGGGCUUCGAGGGUUUUACUUCAGGGAAACACAGCUGGGAGGUGGAGGUGGGGAAGAAAUCUGCCUGGACUAUAGGAGUGGUGCAAGAGUCAAUCAACAGAAAGGAGGCCAUUUCAUGCAACCCAGGGAGUGGAUUCUGGGUCCUAGCGCUGAGGAACGGUGAUGAUUACUUUGCAGCUGGAGUUGCUGCCCUUAAACUGAAGAGGAAGCCCCAGAGGAUCAGAGUGGAGCUGGACUAUGACAGGGGGGAGGUGUCCUUCUUUGACCCCAGUGACAUGUCACACAUUUACACUUUUAAAGGCACAUUCACCGAAAAAAUCUUCCCAUAUCUCAAUCCCCGCCAAAAUGAUGAUGGCAGAAAUGCUGGGGCCCUGCAGAUCUGUCCAUUGUCUGUAAGAGUGAUGAAAAUGGAGCAUCGCGUAGUUCUGGCAGGUCACGAGAGUCAAGCGCUCCGGCCGAAUCAGCUGAUGGCUCAGCUCAGUGAUGUUCGCCUAUCACAGUACAUUCACUAACAGGGCGGUCUACUUAAACAGCCUCCCUCUACUCAUUCGGCUGCUCCUCCUGCAUGCAAGCGCUGCACGUUGCUUCGUAAAUCCCCUCCACCACCCCAGCUCCAUCCCCAUGCGUCAAGAAUUUGCAUUCUCCAUUCCUAUGUGUUAAGAAGUUGUAUUGCUCCAUCCUUAUGUGUUAAGAAAUUGCAUUUGCUCCAUUCAUAUGUGUUAAAAACUGCUUUGCUGCUGGAUCUGUUCUGUGUGUACCCCUCUAGGGGGGGUUUGGCUGCUGGCCUCCCGGCCUUAUCCACGCGGGCUGCGUGGUUGGCGGGAGAGCUCCAGAACAGAGCCAUACCGCCAAACAUAACUGUAUUGCCUUUAUUGUCAAUAAAGUUCUACUUGAUGACAGUG
This is a messenger RNA of Anguilla rostrata (American eel), 1200 nucleotides long. Its product is annotated as zinc-binding protein A33-like. Gene Ontology annotation, cellular component: cytoplasm. The annotation marks the transcript as partial. Lineage: Eukaryota; Metazoa; Chordata; Actinopteri; Anguilliformes; Anguillidae. Gene Ontology annotation, biological process: protein ubiquitination. The record is from RefSeq and is a predicted model, not a curated record. The transcript has 2 exons. Gene Ontology annotation, molecular function: ubiquitin protein ligase activity; protein binding.